CUCCUGCAGAGACUAUGUGGAACCAAUUACCCGCUGAGCAUUCUAUUCGUUGUGGUGAACGAAUUCUGCGAACGUUUUUCCUACUAUGGCAUGAAAGCUAUCCUCACCUUGUACUUUACAAACUUUCUUCAUUGGGAUGAUGAUCUAUCCACUGCCAUCUACCACGCCUUUUCUGGAUUGGCCUAUUUCACACCGGUCCUUGGAGCUCUCAUUGCUGAUUCCUGGCUGGGAAAGUUUAAAACCAUCAUCAUCCUCUCCAUUGUCUACGUUAUUGGUCAUAUUGUGAAGUCUGUCGGUGCAAUAUCAACUGUGGGUGACCAAACCGCACAUGUAAUAUUAUCAAUGCUUGGCCUCUUCUUAAUAGCCCUGGGCACUGGUGGUAUCAAACCUUGUGUUGCAGCUUUUGGUGGUGAUCAGUUUGAAGAGAAGCAUGCUUCUGAACGGAGUAGGUUUUUCUCCUUCUUCUAUCUGUCCAUUAAUGCAGGAAGUUUACUGUCAACCAUCAUCACUCCCAUGUUGAGAGCUGAUGUUCAGUGCUUUGGUGGAGAUUGCUAUGCUCUUGCCUUUGGUGUUCCUGCUGCACUAAUGGUGGUUGCACUAGUUGUGUUCGUAUCUGGAAGUGAGCUCUACAAAAAACUCCCCCCACAAGGAAAUAUGCUGGUCGAAGUGUGUAGCUGUGUUGGGUUUUCGAUAGGGAAUCGCUGGAGACAUCGCAGCAAAAAUUAUCCGAGGCGGGAACAUUGGCUUGACUGGGCAAGGGAAAAGUAUCCAAAACAUCUGAUUGAAGAAAUUAAGAUGGUCACUCGAGUCCUGUUCCUCUACCUUCCACUCCCAAUGUUCUGGGCACUCUUUGACCAACAGGGAUCGCGAUGGACUCUACAGGCUGCCAGAAUGAAUUCUAACUUUGGUGGGUUCGUUAUCCAACCAGAUCAGAUGCAGACCAUUAAUGCCCUUUUGAUUGUUAUUUUUAUUCCAACCUUUGACAUGGGCAUUUAUCCUCUCCUUAGGAAAUGUAAAAUCAACUUGACGCCCCUCAGACGGAUGACAAUCGGAAUGGUUCUGGCAGCAGUGGCAUUUGUGGCAGCGGCCAUUGUGGAGAUCAGAGUUCAGAAAACUGUAAUGCCUGAGCCAGUAGCCAAAGAAAGUUAUAUUCAGUUCCUAAACCUAGCAGAUAAAAAUAUAAGCAUCACUGCCCAAGGAUUAGAUGACUUUCCAGUCACCAUGGCACCCUUUCAGGAUCCAGACCAUUACAUCAAGUUACUGCUCGAUGCUCCAGAUCAAAUAUUCAAUUUUCAUCUUACAUAUGAAAACAUGACCUGUCUAUGCUGUCAAAACAUUAGUGAAAGGAGGGCGUACAGCGUAUUAAUGUACAAAGAGGUCAACACUCCCUGUUGCAAACUGCUGGAAGAUCAAACAUCAAAGCCACAGAAGGGAAAGGCCACAUUGAGAAUCAUAAAUGCCGGCUCUGAAGAUUUAAACAUUACCAUCGGAGAUGUGAAUUUCGGCACAGUCGGCAAGAACUUUGGAAGCUCGUUGUACACAGUCCUGGAUAGAGGAUACUACAAAGUAUCGUGCCAAAAUGAAACAACGAAGCAGGUUGUGGAUGUGGGACUGAUCGACUUUGGAGCAGCGUAUACACUCAUUCUGGGUAAAACGCCUAAAGACCACAGCUUGAAGAUUUGGAAGACUGAAGACAUCAAAGCGAACAUCAUGCACGUUGCGUGGCAAAUCCCUCAGUAUGUCUUGAUGUCUGCUGGAGAGGUUAUGUUCUCCAUCACUGGUGUGGAAUUCUCUUACUCACAGGCUCCUUUGAACAUGAAAGCUGUUCUCCAAUCUGGCUGGCUCCUCACUGUUGCAUUUGGAAAUGUCGUGGUAAUUAUUGUGGCCAAAGCUGCUUACUUGGAACAGUGGGCCGAGUUUUUGCUGUUUGCUUGCCUUCUCUUCGCUGUCUCCAUCAUUUUCUCCAUCAUGGCUUACUUCUACACCUACGUGGACACAGAGCAACUGGUCAAGAAAGAGGAGGACAAGGAAGAGGAGAUUCCUUCAGUGUACCAGGAUAUCGCCCUCAGCUCAGUCAACAAGCAGACAAAGAUGUAGAACAUCUCCCAGCCUCCUCAGCUGAUCACCUUCUUAACUUCCUGCUUCCUGUGUUACUCACUGAACACAUACUGUCGCCAUGUAGCUAUGCCUCAGGGUCUUUAAUCAGGAGUGGAUUCAGAGUAAUGCAUAUAUUAUGUUUCUUACUUUGAACAUCAUGGGGGAUAGAGGGGAAUUCAAAGAACUUAUUUUUCACCUCCUGCACUCCCCAGUGGAUCUCGCCAAUGUGAAUUGCCCGGUCUUGGUUGCUCUCCGACACAGCUGAUGGGCUCUGCCAUCCUCAGAUACAACGGAAGGGCACUUUAGAGAGUGGUUAAGAGGUAACAGUGGGUUAGUUUGCAACUGGAGUCACAUACAGACCAGCCCAGUGGAGGAGAGCAGCUAUCCUUUGCAGUUGAACAUUUGUGAACUACCUUAAUUAG
This is a messenger RNA of Rhincodon typus (whale shark), 2519 nucleotides long. It is a transcript of the gene slc15a2, whose product is annotated as solute carrier family 15 member 2. Gene Ontology annotation, cellular component: membrane. The annotation marks the transcript as partial. Gene Ontology annotation, biological process: transmembrane transport; oligopeptide transport. NCBI's taxonomy places the organism in Eukaryota, Metazoa, Chordata, Chondrichthyes, Orectolobiformes, Rhincodontidae. Gene Ontology annotation, molecular function: dipeptide transmembrane transporter activity. The record is from RefSeq and is a predicted model, not a curated record. The transcript is spliced from 21 exons.